Molecule: messenger RNA, 776 nt
Organism: Thermothielavioides terrestris NRRL 8126
Lineage: Eukaryota; Fungi; Ascomycota; Sordariomycetes; Sordariales; Chaetomiaceae
Exons: 1
Coding region: 118-456 (112 amino acids)
Source: RefSeq, a predicted model, not a curated record
CCAGAACAUGCACAAACUUGUCCGCCCAAGCAUCCAAUGGUCUCUGCUUGGAACCGGCCUCGAAUCGCUAGAUAAAUCCAGCAUCGCCCUAGGCCUAGCCACCCGCUCCCACCCAUCAUGUCCGCAUCUUCCUCUCGGCCGCCCCAGGUUCCUUACCCUGGCAGCCCAUCUUCCAGCUCGUCGUCAUCCUCGUCUUCGUCUGCAUCCUCGUCUUCCUACUCAGCGUCCGACUCGGAUCUCCCUUCGUCAAACUCGGCCAGCUCGGGAUCGCUUGUUCGGCUCAGCAUGGACUCAACAACGCGCCCGCCCGUGCAGGUCACCGUCAUCCGCUGCCUGCGGUGCGCGCGAGGAGAGGAGAUCACCUCGACCGACGAUCCGAGCCUGUCCGGCAUGAUCAAGAUCGGGACUAACAUCUACUACUGCAGCCGCUGCGCCAAGAUGGUCGGCUACACCUGAGUGGAGGUGUCCAGAGGGGGUUACGCUCUCACGAGAACGAGCGAGACUGCGGCACGGCAGCUGGUCGAAGAGUUGGCUGGGAAGCAACGGACGGGGAAAGUGCGCCUCUGAGCCGUGUCCCCAUGGCCUACCAGCGACAUGAACCUCCGAGCAUCGCCAACACCGCCCUGCCAUACCCUCCAGCUCGAGAAGGGUCAGCACGCCAAAAGCUCGGCCGUCUUCUUCGGACCUCUCUCACCAAAGGAGAUGUGACCGAAAUCGUCGCAGCGCGACCUGCGCCGAGAUUGCCGGCUGCUCUCCCUCUCACCGAUAUGGUCUUG